Molecule: messenger RNA, 2580 nt
Organism: Rangifer tarandus platyrhynchus (Svalbard reindeer)
Lineage: Eukaryota; Metazoa; Chordata; Mammalia; Artiodactyla; Cervidae
Source: the annotation of a GenBank genome assembly
AUGGGCGAGGUGACGGCAGAGGAGGUAGAGAAGUUUCUGGAUUCGAAUGUUGGCUUUGCCAAACAGUACUACAACCUGCGCUACCGGGCCAAGGUCAUCUCAGACCUGCUGGGACCCAGGGAGGCAGCUGUGGACUUCAGCAACUACCACCCGCUGAGCAGCGUGGAAGAGAGUGAAAUUAUCUUCGACCUCCUUCGGGACUUUCAGGACAACCUGCAGGCCGAGAAGUGCAUCUUCAAUGUCAUGAAGAAGCUGUGCUUCCUGCUGCAGGCCGACCGCAUGAGCCUGUUCAUGUACAGGGCCCGGAAUGGCAUCGCGGAGCUGGCCACCCGGCUCUUCAACGUCCACAAGGAUGCUGUGCUCGAGGAGUGCCUGGUGGUGCCUGACUCGGAGAUCGUGUUCCCCCUGGACAUGGGAGUGGUGGGCCAUGUCGCGCUCUCUAAAAAGAUCGUCAAUGUCCCCAACACAGAGGAGGAUGAGCACUUCUGUGACUUCGUGGACACCCUCACAGAGUACCAGACUAAGAACAUCUUGGCUUCUCCCAUAAUGAAUGGGAAGGACGUGGUGGCCAUAAUCAUGGCUGUGAAUAAAGUGGAUGGGCCUCACUUCACCGAGAAUGAUGAAGAGAUUCUUCUCAAGUACCUCAAUUUUGCAAAUCUAAUCAUGAAGGUGUUCCACCUGAGUUACCUGCACAACUGUGAGACUCGACGUGGCCAGAUACUGUUGUGGUCUGGUAGCAAAGUCUUUGAAGAGCUUACAGACAUUGAGAGGCAGUUCCACAAAGCCCUAUAUACAGUCCGCGCCUUCCUCAACUGUGACAGAUACUCCGUGGGGCUCUUAGACAUGACCAAGCAGAAGGAAUUUUUUGAUGUGUGGCCAGUCCUGAUGGGUGAGGCUCCACCCUACGCUGGUCCCAGGACUCCGGACGGAAGGGAAAUCAACUUUUACAAGGUCAUUGACUACAUCCUGCAUGGCAAAGAAGACAUUAAAGUCAUCCCGAACCCACCUCCAGACCACUGGGCUUUGGUGAGCGGUCUCCCCACUUAUGUUGCCCAAAAUGGCCUGAUUUGCAACAUCAUGAAUGCGCCUGCGGAGGACUUUUUUGCAUUCCAGAAAGAGCCUCUGGAUGAGUCUGGAUGGACGAUUAAAAACGUCCUUUCUAUGCCAAUUGUGAACAAGAAGGAAGAAAUUGUUGGGGUGGCCACGUUUUACAAUCGCAAAGAUGGGAAACCGUUUGAUGAAAUGGAUGAGACUCUCAUGGAGUCUUUGGCUCAGUUCCUGGGCUGGUCUGUCUUAAAUCCUGACACUUAUGAGUCAAUGAACAAACUUGAAAACAGGAAGGAUAUUUUCCAAGACAUGGUAAAAUACCAUGUGAAGUGUGACAAUGAAGAAAUCCAGACAAUCUUGAAAACCAGAGAGGUGUAUGGGAAGGAGCCGUGGGAAUGCGAGGAAGAAGAACUGGCUGAGAUCCUGCAAGGAGAGCUGCCAGAUGCAGACAAAUAUGAAAUUAAUAAAUUCCACUUCAGCGAUCUGCCCCUGACGGAACUUGAGCUGGUGAAAUGUGGAAUACAGAUGUACUAUGAGCUCAAAGUGGUGGAUAAAUUUCACAUUCCUCAGGAGGCCCUGGUGCGCUUCAUGUAUUCCCUGAGUAAGGGCUACCGCAGGAUCACCUACCACAACUGGCGGCACGGCUUCAACGUGGGGCAGACCAUGUUCUCCUUGCUGGUGACCGGAAAGCUGAAGCGAUACUUCACAGACCUGGAGGCCUUGGCCAUGGUCACCGCCGCCUUCUGCCAUGACAUUGACCACAGAGGCACUAACAAUCUCUACCAGAUGAAAUCCCAGAACCCAUUGGCCAAGCUCCAUGGGUCCUCCAUCUUGGAAAGACACCACUUGGAGUUUGGUAAAACACUGUUGAGAGAUGAGAGCCUAAAUAUCUUUCAGAACCUCAAUCGCAGGCAGCACGAGCAUGCAAUCCACAUGAUGGACAUCGCGAUCAUUGCUACAGACCUUGCCUUGUAUUUCAAGAAAAGGACAAUGUUCCAAAAGAUCGUGGAUCAGUCUAAGACAUACGAGACUCAACAGGAGUGGACACAGUACAUGAUGCUGGAUCAGACACGGAAGGAAAUUGUUAUGGCCAUGAUGAUGACCGCCUGUGAUCUCUCAGCCAUCACCAAGCCUUGGGAGGUGCAGAGCAAGGUGGCUCUGCUGGUUGCUGCUGAAUUCUGGGAACAAGGUGACCUGGAGCGCACGGUGCUGCAACAGAAUCCCAUUCCCAUGAUGGACAGAAACAAGGCGGAUGAACUGCCUAAGCUUCAGGUCGGCUUCAUCGACUUUGUUUGCACCUUUGUCUACAAGGAAUUCUCCCGUUUCCACGAGGAGAUCACUCCCAUGCUGGAUGGGAUUACCAACAACCGCAAGGAGUGGAAAGCACUUGCUGAUGAGUAUGACACCAAGGUGAAGGGGCUGGAGGAGGAGAAGCAGAAACAGCAGGCAGCCAACCAAGCAGCCGCAGGAAGUCAACCUGGUGGAAAGCAACCUGGGGGCGGGCCUGCAUCCAAGUCUUGCUGUGUCCAAUAG